AUGGACAUCCAAGUAGACGACGCAAUGAUACAAAAGGCCAAGGCGCUCCAACAAGCCAACGAAGAAGAGAUAAAAGUGAAAAAGUUAAAACCCCAAUCGGAGGGAUUACUAAGCCCGAAAUGCAAUCUGCUUGAGGUGACGGAUAAGAGUUGUAGGAGUAGAGUACGAAUCUGUAACGUGUUGAAUGUGCCCAAAAGUGAAACUUCAUUUAAUGAUCCCACGAGGAAAAAUGAAUAUAUAGAUAAGAUAAUCACCGUGUGUGGUUGGAGUAAGGCAGUGAGGAAGCAGGGAGGAGGUAGGUUCUGUUUUGUGAACCUAAAUGAUGGUUCUUGCCAUUUAAAUUUGCAAGUUGUUGUCGACCAAUCUAUAGAAAACUACGAAAAAUUGCUAAAGUGUGGAGUUGGGUGCUGUUUCCGAUUCACCGGAAAGUUAAUAAUUUCCCCUGUACAGAAUGAGGAGAAAAAAGGACUCUUAAGGGAAAAUGUUGAACUGACAUUGAAGGAUAACUCCAUUCACAACUUUGAGAUCUAUGGAGAGAAUUUAGAUCCUCACAAGUAUCCUCUUUCGAAGAAGAACCAUGGAAAAGAGUUUUUACGCGAAGUAGCUCACUUGAGACCACGAAGUUACUUCAUUAGCUCAGUUAUUAGAAUUCGAAACGCUCUUGCGAUUGCUACUCAUUUGUUUUUCCAGAGCAGGGGUUUUCUCUACAUUCAUACCCCGUUGAUUACUACUUCUGAUUGUGAGGGCGGUGGGGAGAUGUUUACGGUGACGACGCUCUUGGGGGAGGACGCUGAUUAUGGUGCCAUUCCGCGGGUGAAGAGGCCGACCAAGGGGGGGAAGAAGAGGGAGGACGCGCAGGGUAGCGGCAAUGCCGAUGGGGGUGGCAGCGAAAAUGCAGGUGGACGUGGCAAUACGGAUGGGAGUGACAUUCCUAAUGAACGUGGCAGUGCUGAUGCUCGUGUGGCACCUCCCCCACACUACCUGAUCGACUAUAAGAAGGACUUCUUCAGCAAGCAGGCAUUCCUCACGGUGAGCGGCCAGUUGUCUCUAGAAAAUCUCUGCUCCUCCAUGGGAGAUGUCUACACCUUCGGACCCACUUUCCGAGCGGAAAAUUCACACACCUCCAGACAUCUAGCAGAAUUCUGGAUGAUAGAACCAGAGAUAGCCUUUGCAGAUCUAUACGACAAUAUGGAGUUGGCCGAGUCAUACAUCAAAUACUGCAUCGGGUAUGUUCUCAGUAACCACUUCGAUGACAUAUACUACUUUGAGGAGAAUGUAGAGAAGGGUCUAAUCAGUCGGCUCAGAAAUGUAUUGAAUGAAGCCUUUGCGAAGAUAACGUACACAAAUGUAAUAGACCUUCUGUUGCCCUACUCGGAUAAGUUUGACGUGCCGGUUAAGUGGGGAAUGGACUUACAGUCAGAACAUGAAAGGUUCGUAGCGGAACAGAUUUUUAAAAAACCCGUCAUUGUGUAUAACUACCCAAAGGAUUUGAAAGCAUUUUAUAUGAAAUUAAAUGACGAUCAGAAGACAGUUGCCGCUAUGGAUGUAUUGGUCCCAAAAAUUGGCGAAGUUAUUGGUGGGUCUCAAAGAGAGGACAAUUUGGAACUGCUAGACAAGAUGAUUAUUGAGAAGAAGCUAAACAUGGAGAGCUACUGGUGGUACCGGCAGUUGCGCAAAUUCGGUUCUCACCCACACGCCGGCUUCGGCCUGGGGUUCGAGCGCCUAAUUAUGCUCGUCACUGGGGUGGACAACAUUAAGGACACCAUUCCGUUUCCGCGCUACCCGGGCCACGCGGAGUUCUGA
This is a messenger RNA of Plasmodium inui San Antonio 1, 1803 nucleotides long. RefSeq names its product asparaginyl-tRNA synthetase. Gene Ontology annotation, biological process: asparaginyl-tRNA aminoacylation; response to oxidative stress. The transcript has a single exon. NCBI's taxonomy places the organism in Eukaryota, Apicomplexa, Aconoidasida, Haemosporida, Plasmodiidae. Gene Ontology annotation, cellular component: mitochondrion. Gene Ontology annotation, molecular function: ATP binding; peroxidase activity; asparagine-tRNA ligase activity. The record is from RefSeq and is a predicted model, not a curated record. The coding region runs from base 1 to 1803 and encodes 600 amino acids.